UAGCAUAAAUUAAAAAUGCUCAUAAUUCACUUAAAAACUUAAUAAUCGUAAAAAACCAACAUACAAACACAGAUAAUGUUCUUACCAUCAAGUUUCAUAAUAGGUCAAUUCACUCUAAUGUUUAAACUAACGGAGCUAAAAGUGAUCUGCUGAGCAUAAAUUUACUAUGUUACGUACUUGUAAGACGGAGACAACACAUGCGAGUGUUGCGGCCUCUUAACAUGUGAUGAAUGCGAUGAACGUGAUGUUGAAUAAAAAUAUACAGGCGCAUUUAUGGAAUGAUAUACUUAUAUUACACUGUAAAUAUCCUAGUGCAGUAUAAAACUUAAUUUUAGUUUUGUUAUUAUCAUUAGAAAUAUAAUUCAUAUUAUAUUGCAUUAUAUUAUUGUACUUACGCUAUUAUAUAAAUAAAAAUAUAGCUAUGAAGACUUAUAUCUACCUACACAUUAUGUGAUUCAUGUUAACCGAAUGAACAAAAUAAUAAUUGUACUUAUAGAGUAGAUAAUUAUUUAACAAGCUAUAGAUACAAAGUUUUAUGGACCCGAAAUGGAAACUAAUACAACAAAUAAUUGGAGUUGGGAUAAUUUUGUAAAAAAUGUUCUUUGUCUCACACAUCCGGAAAAGUCUUGGAUACAUGAUGAAUCUAUGACAUGGACUCAUCGUUUUUGCGCGCAAGUACUUUCGUAUGGAGAAAUACCGAAACAUAUAGCAUUUAUAUUGGACGGUAAUAGACGUUAUAGUAAGAAAAAUUGUAUUUCUAUGCAACAAAGCUAUGCAAAAGGGUUUGACAAAAUAUUUGAAACAAUACAAUGGUGCUUACAUUUAGGUAUAAAAGAAGUUACUGUAAACAUGUCCAGCUUAAAUAACUUUAAGAGAACACAAGAAGAAAUCGAUGCAUUGUUUGAUGAAAUCAAAACAUUUUUAAUAAGAGAUAUGUUGAAUGAACUAGGCGUAUGUAUAACAUUUUUCGGUAACAUCAAAACACUACCAGAUGAUAUGGUUAAGGUAUUAGAAAAAUCAAUGCUUAUAACAAAACAAAACAACAAGAUAUCAUUAAAUAUUGCAUUUUCUUAUACUGGACAUGAUGAAUUAACAAAUGCAUUCAAUCAAAUAUCUAAUGGUAUUAAAAAUAAUGACUUGGAGGAAUCAGAUUUAUCAGUUGAAAUAUUAAAUAAGUGUAUGUAUACCUAUCCGUCCCCACCACCUGAUUUAUUAGUAUGUACAUCUGGUGAGACUAAACUGAGUGAUUUCAUGUUAUGGCAGUGUGCUUACAGUUACAUUUAUUUUACAUCAGUCUUAUGGCCAGAAUUUACUGCGUGGGACUUUAUGAUUGCUAUUUUCAUGUACCAAAGAAAUUUUAGAGCAUUUAUACGUUAUAAAAUACCAACUAAAAAAUUAAGCCCAAGGGGUGAAAAAUUUGUUGAAAAUGUACAUCAAAACCGGUUAAAUAGUCUUUUUACAAUUGCGUGAUAAUAUUAAAAUUGGUGUUAUUUUUAAAUUUAUAAAAUUAAAUUACAUUAUAAAAUAUAUCUAUCUAUUCAUUUACAUCAGGGAUUGGCAUUCGGCCCACGUGCCUUUUUUAUCUGUCCCCUGCUACAUUUUAAAAUUACGGGAGAUGUUAAACUGCGACAAAAUUACACCUUUUCUAAAAGUCGAUAUGUGAACUGCGCAAAAAAAAUAAAAAUUAACAUUAUACAAGCUGCGACAGUUUAUUUUAUAUAUAUAGUAUAAUAAAUACUAUGUACAUAACCAAUACGAUAACACAUAUACGUGAAUCAUUUAAUUAAAUAUAUAUUUAUAUGUUAUGGUAUUAGUAUAGCUACAGAUAAUGUACCAAAAAUGAUUUUUCUUGUAGAGUAAUAUUUUUGUUGUUUAAGACCAAUUUGGGUCUGCAUGUUUUCUUAUUUAAACGAAUCCAUGUUAAAUAACCGCUUUUUUGGAACUAUAUUUAAUUUUCAAAUUUAAAAUUGUUUAGCACCAAUAAUUGUUUGCCGUUUUGGUUAAACAUUUGUGUAAGUUCCAUUUUAAAUAUAAUAUUACACGACACAUCACGUACUAAUUUAACUUGUGAUAAUCUUGUACUUAUGAACUGUGAAGGAGCCGAUAUUUAGUAUAUUGCAU
Molecule: messenger RNA, 2121 nt
Organism: Rhopalosiphum maidis (corn leaf aphid)
Lineage: Eukaryota; Metazoa; Arthropoda; Insecta; Hemiptera; Aphididae
Product: dehydrodolichyl diphosphate synthase complex subunit DHDDS-like
Exons: 6
Coding region: 547-1470 (307 amino acids)
Biological process (GO): polyprenol biosynthetic process
Cellular component (GO): dehydrodolichyl diphosphate synthase complex; endoplasmic reticulum
Molecular function (GO): ditrans,polycis-polyprenyl diphosphate synthase [(2E,6E)-farnesyl diphosphate specific] activity
Source: RefSeq, a predicted model, not a curated record